AUGACAAUUAUGAAGACGGAACUAUCUGAGUUUCAAACUAAGAUGAGUGCUGAAAUUAAUGAGCUGCGUAAUGCAUUUGAACACCAGAAAAAUAAAUGCAAAGAAACUAGUACGUCCCAGUUAACGCCCGUGCAUUCAAACACGCUACCGCUUAUGCCUAUACCACGUACUAACAAUACGAAACCGGUUGAAGCAGAAUUUACGCCAACGUAUAGGGAUAUUGUACGCAAAGUGUUGCGCCCGCGACGUACUAAAUUCGACCAUAUGCGAACGACACCGAAAGAUGAGAUUCGCAUGCUUAGUAAGAACGGACUAAGUUCAAAGUCGAACGAUAACGAGCAGUUUGAUUGCGAUGAUAACUUUACAUUAGUUAAGAAUAAAAAACGUAAAUAUAAAAUUAAUAAUUUGCGAGGAACUUGUGAAACUACGGGAAAGAUACGAGUCGUAGAAUCUCAAUGUUCGAUUUACGUUUCUCGUGCGAUGAAAUCUGUCACUGUAUCGGAUAUAAUCGACCAUAUUACGGACAUGGGUAAACAAUGUUCUAACGUGGAGUUACUACAGCAGUUUAAUGAAACGUCGUUUAAUUCUUUUAAAGUAACAAUACCGACGAGUAAAAUAGAUACCUUUUUGGAUACUAACUUCUGGCUCGCGGGUCUUGUUUAUCGAAGAUUUCGUGAACGUAGACAACCUACCGUCCUUAAUAUAAAACUUAAUGGA
Molecule: messenger RNA, 717 nt
Organism: Brenthis ino (lesser marbled fritillary)
Lineage: Eukaryota; Metazoa; Arthropoda; Insecta; Lepidoptera; Nymphalidae
Source: the annotation of a GenBank genome assembly